UAAAGUUAAUCCGGAAUGAGGACAAAAUCACCACCUCUCUGCAUCGUAAAGAGACAGCUACGAAUAAUUUAUUGCAUUUCGGAAGUUUCCAUCCGGGACACACCCGUAGAGGGAUACCGACGGGCCAAUUUUUAAGACUGAGACGUAACUGUUCACAAAUGGAGGACUUCAGGAGACAUGCGAGGGAUCUAACGGAGCGCUUGAGGGUGAGAGGUUACCCUAAAAAGGUUAUAUCAAGAGCUUUUCAAAAAGCAUUGCACUCUGACAGAAAUGAAUUAUUGAAACCGAGGACACGAUUGGAAGAUACAUCUCUACGCCUCACUACACCAUACAACAACCAGUGGAAUCAGAUACGACAAUUACUACAUCAACACUGGACCAUUCUGAAAUCAGACCUGAAGAUUAACCCCUUAAUACCAACAAUCCCAUUAUUAACAGCAAAACGGGCACGGAACCUGAAAGAUAUUCUGACACAGAGUCAUUUUGCGAGAUCGAGAGGAAAAAGGAACAGAAAACAAGAAUACAUUGGCUCAUUUCCAUGUGGUGAGUGUUCUAUUUGCCAAUACAUGGAACCCACACGAGAUUUUGUGGAUCCAAGAGGGGGCACUCGGCAUCACCUCAAACAAAACAUUAAUUGUAAAUCCAGGAAUGUUGUGUAUGCCAUUUUAUGUCCCUGUAACCAGGUGUAUAUAGGCCAGACGACACAGGAACUGAGGAAACGAAUUCAGAAGCAUUUUUCCACAAUUUCGCUAGCCGAUAGAGACUUUAAAAGUGAGAGAACUUUGACAUCAGUGGCAGCCCACUACAGAAAACAUCAUGCAGAUCCAUUUGGACCACUGUAGGGUUUUCAUCGGGGAUAACAAGUCUCACAAUCAAAUGGAGCUCAUUAACCGUGUUUCUUGUUUGUUUUUUUCAUUUAUGCAUGUCUCAUAAAUUGUGAAGAAUAUGUCCAGGAGACAUAUUCUGGAAGAUGCAUCUUCACUAAAUGUUAUGGCUAUUGUGAUACAUGUUGGCAUUGGGUAUGAUCUAGUUCAUGGGGGCUGAUGCAGUUUGCAUAGGGAUAUGGUUUAAUUUGGUCAGGUUUAUUUGACAUCUGUUAUUUGUCACCAGAUUUGUCUCUACUUCCGAUUUUGAUUUUAUCUCACUCAUGUACAUAUAUUUGGGUUGAUAAUUUAGAUAUUAUCAUAAUCUAGAUAUUAUCAUUAUCAGACUCUGUCCUUAUUCUUUUCUAUUUUUGCUCCAUCUCCGGACAAGCAUAUAUCCUGAAUCUUACCUCCCCUUGAUACCAUGUUGGGCUCGAUCACGUGACGGGUGGGCGGGGUGCGGCGCCGAUCCAGCAGGGCCAUGUGCCGGGCGCG
Molecule: messenger RNA, 1358 nt
Organism: Hyla sarda
Lineage: Eukaryota; Metazoa; Chordata; Amphibia; Anura; Hylidae
Exons: 2
Coding region: 159-842 (227 amino acids)
Source: RefSeq, a predicted model, not a curated record